Messenger RNA from Danio rerio (zebrafish), 2803 nucleotides. Lineage: Eukaryota; Metazoa; Chordata; Actinopteri; Cypriniformes; Danionidae. The record is from RefSeq and is a predicted model, not a curated record.
GGAUCACAGAAUUACGUCACUGGAAUUUCAAGAUGGCUUCGGAUCACGGUCAGGAUACGGUCAUUUACCGGUCUGAGUCAGGAAAGCUUUGAUGUUUAAAAGGGUAGCGUUUAUUUGCUCGCGUUAUUUGCUGACUGUUAAUAUUUACCCCGUGAAUAUGUCGGCGGAUGAUCUAAAUAACGUUAGGUGUCAUGGUGAAAGAAGCGCGGAGUCCAGCGCUAAAGCAAGGCUCUUUGGCUGUCAAUCCACAAGAGGAUUUUGAAUGAGACGGAAAGGACCGAGGAUGGACCUGUACACAUAUAUUUCCUUUAUAUGAGAGCAAACUGAGAUGAAAACAUCGCUCACUGGAUGCUUCAGAAGGAGAAUAUAGUAGAGGUCAUUCGUGCUGUGUUCAGGAGUUGGGCUGCGGCCGAUGGGCUAUUCACCCAGUGGCGUCCAGAAGAGCAGCGUCAUCUCCGAGCAUUGUGGGUAUUUUGUAGAUUCGCCUGUGAAGCUGAUGGUGGAGUCAUCUUCAUCUGGAGGCAGGGGUGCUGAGGAAGGCAGACCACCUCCCCGAAUCGCAGAUGUUACAGACAGGCAGGAGAACAUAAUGCAAGGCAUGUUCUCUAACAGCGGUGCAUCGCAGAGAGAAAAGGGCCAAUUACAGAGCAGCCAGGAGCAUGAGGCGACGGAGUCAUGUGAUGAAGUAAACCUGCCAUGUGGCGCUAAGCUCCCGAAUGGACACGCAAGCCACAAUGCACCUGAGCGGGUUGCCUGCAAGUCAUCCAGUCCUGCUGGAAGCUGCGUGAGUUCUGAAGAUGACCAUGGGAUUGCAAAUGGUGAACUGUUGGUGGACUCUGGAAGUGCUGGUGAUGCCGUUUCUUCUGCUUUUUGCUCUGGGGAAACUCCAGAUGAAGCUGGAGAAAGCUUAGAAACUCAAGCUGGAGAAACCCUAGAAGCUCUAGAUCAAGCUGAGAGAAGCUCUACUGACCACUGUCUAGGUCUCCAAAGUUCAGAAUGUAAUGAAGGAAAGCUGCACAGACGCUCGUCAACAAGUCCUUCACCUCUGAAACACUCUCUCAGGACGUUUUCCUCCAGCACUUUCCUCAACACUGACUCUGCUUCUCUCAGUCCAAAUGAUGAUGAUGACGAGGAUGAAACCUUUUCCACUUCCGAUAGACCUGAUGACUUAAGAUUCAUGGACGUGUCUCUGAAAUCCAGGAAUACUUAUGAGAUCAGUCGGCGGCAGAGCGCUCCAGACAACAUCCCUGGCGUGUUGAGUGUUGCUGCAGUGGAUUUGACUCUCGGCCAGAGGAAACAAGGCAUCUCCGACAUCUUUAGCAGGAGUCUGUUCACCAGAAAGCAGAGGGAGGCCCAGAGUGCACCAGGGUGGAAACUGUUUGGAAAGGUCCCGCUGAGAGAGAGUCCUCCUAAAGACUCCAAAACCAUUCAGCAGGAAAGUAACCCAGGCAAUCUCACGUCUGUCUCUACACCCAAUCUCUUAAGUUCAGGGGAGUACGAGGCCAAGGUGUGUAAAUCUGGCCAGAGUCCCUCGCUGCCUGCUCAGAGCCGACGGAAGAACCUGGAGUUUGAGCCACUGUCCACCACCGCGCUCAUUUUAGAGGACCGACCUGCGAACCUCCCUGCAAAGUCGGAGGAGGAAGCACAGCGCCACCGUCAGGAGUAUGAUGAGAUGGUGGCGGAGGCCAAGAAGAGAGAGCUAAAAGAGGCUCAGAAGAAGAAAAAGCAGAUGAAAGAAAGGUUUAAACAGGAAGAGAGCAUCGCUAACGCCAUGGUGGUUUGGAACACUGAAAUCCUCCCUAACUGGGAGAGCAUGCGUGGCACACGGCGUGUGAGGGAUCUGUGGUGGCAAGGUCUUCCUCCCAACGUGAGGGGUAAAGUCUGGAGUUUGGCCGUUGGGAAUGAGCUGAACAUCACCUCAGAUUUGUAUGAGAUCUUUCUGUCGCGGGCCAAGGAGCGAUGGAAGAGCUUCAGAGAAACGGGCAGUGAGAUUGAGUCAGAUGUGGACAGUGCCGACCGCGAGUCUAGUCUGGAUCUGAUCAAGCUAGACAUCUCCCGCACAUUCCCAUCCCUCUUCAUCUUCCAGAAGGGUGGGCCGUAUCAUGAUCUCCUGCACAGUGUUCUGGGGGCUUACACCUGCUACAGACCUGAUGUGGGAUAUGUUCAGGGCAUGUCCUUCAUUGCUGCUGUGUUGAUUCUCAAUCUGGAGGAGGCCGAUGCUUUCAUCGCCUUCGCCAAUCUCCUCAACAAACCCUGUCAGAUGGCUUUCUUCAGAGUGGACCACGAGCUGAUGCUGAAGUACUUUGCAGCGUUUGAGGUGUUUUUUGAGGAAAACCUGCCCAGACUGUUUAAUCACUUCAAGAGUUACAACCUCACGCCUGACCUGUAUCUGAUAGACUGGAUCUUCACGCUGUACGCUAAGUCUCUGCCGCUGGAUGUGGCGUGUCGGGUGUGGGACGUCUUCUGCAGGGACGGAGAGGAGUUUUUGUUCAGGACAGGGCUGGGUAUCCUGCGGCUCUACGAGGAACUGCUUCUGCAGAUGGAUUUCAUUCACAGUGCUCAGUUUCUGACCCGUCUGCCGGACGACACGCCGCCUGAACGCCUCUUCAGCUGCAUCGCCAGCACGCAGAUGAUCAGCAGCAACAGGAAGUGGACACAGGUGUUUAACGCCCUCAUAAAGGAUAAAGAAAUGGAAAAAAGCAGCGUUCCUUCAGUGAAGAACUCUUGAACUCUCCUCAGUUUUGUAUUCCCGAUUGACCAUAUUGAAUAGAAGGAAGGAUUAAAUAAAACUCAAAGAAAUGAA